AUGGAUUUUUCUCGAUAUGGAGCCCCAAGCAAGGAAUGGCUCGAAUUCGUUGUUGAAAAUCCGGCUGCCGCUCAAGAUGGACUCAGCAAUAAUGAUCACGCUACUCAACUUCGUGCCACUGUGAACUCGGCCCGAGGUACAGCAUCUAAAAAUAUGAUGAGUCAGUCUGGUUUAAUCGACACAGUCGAUAUACAGACAUUACCCAUCCCGUCUCGAGGGAAUCACUACAUUCCCCUUCGUCGAUACUCGUCUAGCGAUACCCAAGAAUCACGACGGGGUCUCGUAUACUUUCAUGGCGGCGGCUUUCUUUUCGGGUCGGAAGAGACCGAUGACUAUCUUUGCGCUACUAUGGCUAACACUUUGGGUGUAAUAGUCCUAAGCGUGAUAUAUAGACAUACGCCAGACUGGCAGCACCCUUCACAGCAUGAAGACGCCCAUGAUGCGCUAGCAUACAUAAAAGCAAACGCGUUAACGCUCGGAAUCGAUGAGGGAGUAGGAGUUCUAGGGAUAUCUGCCGGGGCAGGGCUUGCAGCGGCAACAACACUGCGCGACCUCGAUAUUCCAGAGGAUAGAUUUAUCAGAGGCGUAGUACUCAGUAUUCCAUGGCUAAUCCAUGUGGAUAAUUACCCAUUUGAGUUAUUCGCAGAACCUCGCUUUUCAUCGCAACAGCAGUGCCGUGACGCACCUGUGAUUCCCUGGGCUCGUUUGAAGAUGUUUAGCGACCUGCUUCAUGCAGACAAGAGUGAUCCGCAGCUAAAUGUAGCACUUGCACCAAACGAGUCACUGCGCAGCUUUCCUCGUACCGCAAUCUUAGUAGCAGGAAUGGAUCCGCUGAGGGACGAUGGACUUGUUCUUGCCACAAAGCUACAAGCCCUUGGUGUUCCUACCAGUGUUUCCGUAUUCCCGGGCCUCCCUCACGGCUUCAGGAGAUGGGCUAGCCUUCCAGCCACCAGGUCUUUCGAUUCCCGCAUGCUGGAAUGUAUUCGAUGGACGUUGGGGUUGGAUGAGUGCCCAAAAGAGGACUUCGAAGAUUGGUACGUGUAUGGUGACGAAUAA
Talaromyces rugulosus is the source of this 1056-nucleotide messenger RNA. RefSeq lists its product as uncharacterized. Lineage: Eukaryota; Fungi; Ascomycota; Eurotiomycetes; Eurotiales; Trichocomaceae. The record is from RefSeq and is a predicted model, not a curated record. The transcript has 2 exons. Gene Ontology annotation, molecular function: hydrolase activity. Bases 1 to 1056 code for a protein of 351 amino acids.